Messenger RNA from Frankliniella occidentalis (western flower thrips), 1111 nucleotides. RefSeq names its product proteasome subunit alpha type-3 (gene Prosalpha7). The transcript is spliced from 6 exons. Gene Ontology annotation, cellular component: nucleus; proteasome core complex, alpha-subunit complex; synapse. The coding region runs from base 146 to 910 and encodes 254 amino acids. Lineage: Eukaryota; Metazoa; Arthropoda; Insecta; Thysanoptera; Thripidae. The record is from RefSeq and is a predicted model, not a curated record. Gene Ontology annotation, biological process: ubiquitin-dependent protein catabolic process.
GAGCUUUCGCACACCGCCGCUGCGAGCGCUCCAGUCAGAUUUGGUUGUGGUUAGACAGGCCGUUCGGUGUGUUGAACGAGUGUUAAUCUCUAGUUCUUCGCACAUUUCCAGUCUUUCCGUAGUAUUUUACACUCACUACGUCACAAUGAGUACUAUUGGAGCUGGUUAUGAUUUGUCAGCAUCUCAGUUCUCACCUGAUGGGCGUGUUUUCCAAGUGGAAUAUGCUCAAAAGGCAGUCGAGAACAGCGGUACGGUCAUUGCCCUCCGAGGGAAGGAUUGUGUUGUAUUGGCCGUAGAGAAACUUGUCACAUCAAAACUAUAUGAAGCAGGCUCUAACCGUAGAGUUUUCAAUGUAGACAAACAUAUUGGCAUGGCUGUAUCAGGUCUAAUUUCUGAUGCACGUCAGAUUGUGGAAACCGCCAGAGCUGAAUGUGCAAACUACCGUUCACAGUACGGAACUAACAUUCCUCUUAAAUAUUUGAAUGAAAGAGUGUCAAUGUUUAUGCACGCCUACACCCUGUACAGUGCUGUCCGUCCUUUCGGCUGUAGUGUUGUUUUAGCUGCUUAUGAAGCUGAUGGUCCUCAAAUGUACAUGAUUGAUCCCUCAGGAGUGUCUUAUGGAUACUAUGGUUGUGCAGUUGGUAAAGCCAAGCAGUCUGCCAAGACUGAGAUUGAGAAACUUACAUUGAAGGACAUGACCUCUGAUCAGCUUGUCAAGGAAGCUGCAAAAAUCAUCUACCAAGUCCAUGACGAACUCAAGGACAAGGAGUUUGAACUUGAACUCAGCUGGGUUGGCAAGAACACCAAAGGAAUUCACGAGAGGGUGUCUGACGCAGUGCUCCAGGAGGCAGAGAAGAGUGCUAAAGCCGCCAUGGAAGAUGAUUCAGACUCAGAAACUGAAGAUAUGUGAUGUGUGUCUUAGAUGGUAUUGAUAAUUUCCCUCACAAUUUAUUGUAUUGAAUAGGGUCUCUAGUGAUUAACAACUGAGAUGCAACAAGUUAUUCUUGACAUAAAAAUGUAUUGCCUUUGAUAGGCAGUUAUAAGCACUGAUCCGCAUCAAGAAAACAACGUUGAUGAUAAUUUUUAUAAUAAUAAAUACAGUGUAAAAUCA